AUGAAUUCGAUUGUUAAAGUGGUUAUUUGCGUUGAAAAUAAUGUGUUUAGCAUCGAUUUGGCGUUUAGUUUAUUGCAAAGGAGAGUGUUUGCCGACAAUAAAUUGUUUUUGUGUAUUUUGACUACGAACGUGGAUGAAGUCAAAGAAAUGGCCGCGCAUGUAGAAAAAUGUUGUUUUUCCAAUAUGAUAAGUAAUGUUACAUUAGAAUGUAUAGUUAUUAUACUUGAUUUUAGAUUACUAUAGUAGGUAUUAUAGUUUUAACUUCUGAUCUUUGUAAAUCUUCUGAUCAAUCUUUCUUGAGUCUUCCUCGAGGUGUGCUCCUUAUAGCUUGCUUGAUGUGGGUUUCCAAUUCAUUGUUUUUAUAUAACAGUUUCGUUUUUUACUCUCCUCAUAUAUGGCCUAACUCAUGUAUCUUUUGUCGUUUUACGAAGCUUGUCAUUGGCAUAAAAGUUUUACAGAAAAAGCUCUUAAAGAGUAUGCUAGUAAAAGACUAUAGAGAAGUAUUAUAGUUCAUUUAGAAUUUCGCCGUAGAGAAGAGAUUAUAAUUGUCUUCUUCGAUAUCCCCUCACAAUAUAAUAAUUAGUAUAUACUAUUAGAAUUGACAGUGACCGAAGAUUGUCAAAAAGCAUUCCGUGACGCCGAUUACUUACUAUUGACUUCCAAUAAUCCAAAAUCCAAAGGCAUUGAACGUUUCCAGAAUCUGAAGCAUGUUUUUGAAAAGGUAAGUUAUAUUGUGUAGGUAAUGUGAGAAAAUCCGGGGUGCUCGUGAGCAAUAGUCGAGAACAAUUUUAAUUUUAACGUGCGUUUUUGCGAGUGUGCGUUAUCACUCCUCUACAGGGUUUGAUAUCCUGUGAUAUUUCGAUAUAUACCUGUUUAUCCUAAUACCUAUUACCUUCUUGCUCGCAUCAGGCCGCACUGUUCGACCAAUUGGCCAGACGGGACGCUCGGGUACUAAUGAUUGGUCCGAAAUCCAGCACUUGGCUGCAAAUUUUUGCCGAAGUCGCUAUUCAUCUGCCUGCUCACAAUUUUACCGGAUUAUCAAGGCACUACGUGAGCAAAGCCUUGGCGCUGAUUGCCCGGAAGCUCAACGUGAGCACAUUAGAUUUUAGAAUCACAGUCGUGUAUUUAUAUAAAGGGUCAUUCAAAUUUCAUGAUACAGUAAAAUUUUCCAUGAAAUACUUAUUUAUUUCUAAAAUGACUUAGGUAUGUAAAAACUUUUUGGAAUCAUAUAUUCUAAAAUAUUACAUUCUCCGCAAUUUUGUCACCCCUAUUUUAGGGGGUGAAAUGACUAUUUAAUCUUGAUUUCAAAUGGUCAGCCUAUAUUAAAGAUUCUUUAAAUAGAUAGUGUGAAUUAGUUUAAAUUAAUUUUGAUGUAGUAGAGCAUUAUUUUAGUGAUGACAGGAAACGCAACAUUUAAAAAGCUCUUCACUACUCUCCCCUUACCCAAACUAAAAAGUGAAAUAUCUCGUAAAUGGAUUGUCGGAAAUCAAAAGUGUCAACAGCAAAAUGUAUUUGAAUUAAUAUUACAUGUCUACAUCUAUCGAAUGUAUUUCGAAUUUAGGAUGUCGUUUGAAUUUUAAAUGUUAAUUAUUUUUGUUUACUUUUUUUAAACGCCUCUUUCAGUGUCAAGUACGGGACGUGUUGGGAGUGCGCGUUUGGGCCGAAAACUGUUUGGACAUAACGAACGGUGAAAAAAUCAUCGUGUUGGAGAAAAGUUUUAAUAAUUUUGAGGGUCCGCCAUCACACCUUCAACUGCGGGAUACGCAGAAAUUAACGAAACUAUUGCCUUCGGAUUGGAUCGACAAUUGCCUUACGCCACAGUGUGUACGUCAUCGUAUCUAUGGCCAGAAAUAAUACUCAUCUUAACGCGUUUUAUUUCAUCUUAAAAUACGAUAUAGUAUAUUAUAUGAUUUUUUUUUCUUUUUACAGAAAUCCGUACACGUGAACACCGAUAGACAUUGCGUCCUCUCUGCGGUGUGCGGUCACUUAACCGACUGGUGUCAGGGCACCGUCGACAGGACAGUGUGCAUGGUAACCGUUGUGCAAAGGCCCGGAAGGAUCGAAGACGGUAUUUAUUCGUCUUACCCUGUGACUGUCGACGAAUACGGUAACAUUUCCGUUGUCCGGGUAAAAAUGCCUUUUUUUUUUUGUUUCUAAUUUGAAUUGUUCGAAAAACUUCACUUGUUUUCCUCUGCAUUAAUGUGAUUUGUUAAAUGUAGGAUGUUAACGCGGAGUCUUUGCUGCAAGUGAAACUCUACAAAUUUUACCAAUAUCAACAAAGAAACCGAUAUCGAAUUCAUGAUUUCUUAAAUACCACCUCAAAUAAAACACCUUGA
Molecule: messenger RNA, 2336 nt
Organism: Cinara cedri
Lineage: Eukaryota; Metazoa; Arthropoda; Insecta; Hemiptera; Aphididae
Source: the annotation of a GenBank genome assembly